AACAUCUGUAUCGAACUGGAGCUAUACUUGUGAAAAAAGGGAUUUUUUGGGAACGUUUUGAAGAUGUGUAUCCCUUGCUGUUUAUCUCAGAUGGCCUGCUGCUGUGGCUCAGCCGCCUGCUCGCUGUGCUGCGGCUGCUGUCCGAAGAUCAAGCAGUCCACAGGGACACGCUUCAUGUAUGCACUCUACUUCAUGCUGGUCACAGUCACCUGUGUGAUCAUGAUGUCACCCACCGUUGAAGCGCUAAUGCGUGAUCAUAUUCCAUUCUAUUCGGACAUUUGUGAAAAGCUGAAUGCUGGACAGAACUGCGAAGCUCUUGUGGGCUACUCUGCUGUCUACAAAGUCUGUUUUGGCAUGGCAUGCUUCUUCUUCUUCUUUUCCAUGUUUACCAUUCAAGUUAAAAGCAGCACAGGGUGCCGGGCAGCCGUGCACAACGGGUUCUGGUUCUUUAAGUUCUUGGCUUUGCUGGCCUGCUGUGCAGGAGGCUUCUUCUUACCAGGGGAAGAUAAGUUUUUGGAAGUGUGGCGUUAUGUGGGAGCUGCUGGGGGUUUCCUCUUCCUCCUCAUUCAGCUCAUGCUGCUUGUUCAGUUUGCUCACAGAUGGAACCAGAACUGGAGUUCAGGGGUAACCUACAACAAGCUGUGGUAUGCAGCGCUGGCCUUUGUCACACUGGUACUCUUCUCUGUGGCGGUGGGUGCCAUGAUCUUUAUGAUUAUGUUCUACACGCAUGCUGAGGCCUGCUUCCUCAACAAGAUCUUCCUGGGAGUGAACUCUGCCCUGUGCAUUAUUGUCUCACUGCUGGCCAUCUCACCCUGCAUUCAGACCUUCCAACCCACAUCAGGUCUGCUUCAGCCAGCCGUUAUUAGUGUGUACGUCAUGUAUCUCACCUUCUCAGCCCUGGCCAGCAAACCUAUUGAAAUGGUGGAGCAAGACGGAAAGAAUGUUACCGUCUGUGUGUUUCCCUUCAACUCUGGAUCGGAAAGUGACAACAAAAUAGUGACUGGAGUCGGAACGGUCAUUUUGUUCGGAUGUGUGCUGUACUCCUGUUUGACAUCCACCACAAAGAGGAGCUCAACAGCUUUGCGAGAUUACAAUAACCCCAUGCAGGAAAACGAGAGGGCACGCUGUUGCUUCUGCUGCUCGGAUGAUGGAGGUGAUUAUGAAGGCUCUGAACGGACUAUAGGAGGGCAGAAUGUUUUCUAUGAUGAGAAAGAGGGCACAGUCUACUCCUACUCCUUCUUCCACUUUGUCUUCUUCCUCGCCUCUCUCUAUGUCAUGAUGACUGUCACAAACUGGUUCCAUUACGACAAUGCUAAGAUCGAGAGACUGUUGGAGGGCAGCUGGUCAGUGUUCUGGAUUAAGAUGGCAUCAUGCUGGGUUUGUCUAAUUCUCUACAUGUGGACCCUGGUGGCCCCCAUGCUCUGCCCACAGAGGUUUGAAGCAUAAAGGCAAUCCCCACACACACCACUGUUCACUAAAAGCUUGGACAGAUUUUUCUGUUACUGUUUUUUAUGGGUUUUAUAUGUUUUUGGUACUAGUUCUU
This is a messenger RNA of Trichomycterus rosablanca, 1543 nucleotides long. It is a transcript of the gene serinc5, whose product is annotated as serine incorporator 5. The record is from RefSeq and is a predicted model, not a curated record. The transcript has 12 exons. Gene Ontology annotation, cellular component: membrane. Bases 64 to 1446 code for a protein of 460 amino acids. Lineage: Eukaryota; Metazoa; Chordata; Actinopteri; Siluriformes; Trichomycteridae.